This is a messenger RNA of Rhodamnia argentea, 2793 nucleotides long. Its product is annotated as G-type lectin S-receptor-like serine/threonine-protein kinase At1g61370. The record is from RefSeq and is a predicted model, not a curated record. Gene Ontology annotation, molecular function: ATP binding; protein serine/threonine kinase activity. Gene Ontology annotation, biological process: protein phosphorylation; recognition of pollen. NCBI's taxonomy places the organism in Eukaryota, Viridiplantae, Streptophyta, Magnoliopsida, Myrtales, Myrtaceae. The transcript is spliced from 7 exons. The coding region runs from base 140 to 2653 and encodes 837 amino acids.
AAAACCAUUGUGUUUCAGCCACCCUUGAGCACCAAGGCUUCUUGACUCCCAGGAAAUCUUGUUCAUCUACUCUUGAUCUGCAGAAAGUGCAGAUCAACUGACCCACCGAACUCGUUAGGCUCGUUCCGUCAUCCUUAUUAUGCGGCUCAUGAUUGCUUGGUGCUCCUGCUUGGUCGUCUUCUUCCUACUUCAGGCAAUUCAUACGGCCAGCGGUGUGGUUUACAAUAUUACUACAUCGGAGCCGCUCUUUCCGAACCAAACCCUCGUCUCCUCUGGCCAAAUCUUUGAGCUUGGGUUCUUCACGCCGAAUGGGUCAGAAAGUCAGUAUGUUGGCAUAUGGUACAAGAACUUGACGCCUUCUAAGAUUGUGUGGGUGGCCAAUAGGGAAUGGCCGCUCGUGUACACAGAUCAGUCUGCGAAAUUAACGAUAGGCGGUGAUGGGAAUUUGAAGCUCAUGGAUGGACAACAGGGUAUAGUUUGGUCUACCAAUGUCUCUAGUCUGUCCAAUUAUACGUCAGCAGCUCUAUUAGACAGUGGGAAUUUUGUUCUGCAAGAUGGAAAUUAUAGCGAAAUAUGGGGAAGCUUCGAGGAUCCGACAGACACUCUUCUUCCGAGAAUGAAGCUGGGAGUAAAUGUCAGGACUGGAGUGAAACACUUUCUAAUUUCCUGGAAAAGCGACAGUGAUCCAUCUCCCGGAAGUUUCUCAUCUGGAAUGACAUCAGAGACGCCACCUCAAGCUUUCACUUGGAAUGGUUCGACGCCUUACUGGAGAAGCGGGCAAUGGGACAAAACGCAAUUUAUCGGCAUACCAGACAUGGACCAAUCGUACUCGAGUGGAUUCAAUGUCGAGCAGGAUAUUCAGCAGGGGACCACUUACUUUUCAGUCGAUAGAUACAAUUUCUUUGGAUACAUCUUCGUUUCACCUGGAGGAUCUCUUAUGACAUCGUACUGGGAUGAUGGAGCUGAGGCAUGGUUGACAGAUUGGGCAGCACCGAACAAUACUUGUGAGAUGUAUGGAACUUGUGGUCUUUUUGGAGUUUGUAACUCAUUGAAUUCGCCCAUUUGCAGAUGCAUAGAUGGGUUUGUGCCAAAGUCAAAUGGAGAAUGGAACAAUGGAAACUGGACCGGAGGAUGUGCAAGAGAGACGGAAUUGAAUUGCCAGAAAAACACAAGCACAUCAGCUCCAACAAAUGUCAAGAAAGAUGCGUUCUGGCAAAUGAGCCGGAUGAAACUACCCGACUCUGGGGACUAUUUAUCAGACAUUGGAGAUCAAGAAGGAUGUGAAAGCUGGUGCCUGAGCAAUUGUUCUUGCUUGGCUUAUUCUUAUGUCGGCACCAUUGGGUGUAUGGUUUGGAGCAAAGACCUAAUUGAUCUUCAGGAACUUCCCACAGCUGGGGAAGAUCUAUUUGUUCGAGUUGCACAUGUAAAAGCAGGAGGAUCACGACACAAAGCAGUUAUCAUCAGCCUGGCUACUAUUGCCGGGAUCAUGUUCUUUGCAGUACUUGUUUUUAGUCUUUACAAAUGGAGUGCUGAAAAAAUGGGAAACUUGAACAAAGAUCCAAGGCUCCUUGAUUUAGUAGAUACACCUGAAAAAUCGGCCGAACUGAUACAAGGAAAUGCAUGGAAAGAGCAGCUGCAGCAAGAUGAUUCACUGGAUUUGACCCUUUAUAGUUUUGAUAGUAUACUACUUGCUACAAACAAGUUCAGCACGACAAGUAAACUCGGGCAAGGAGGGUUUGGCUCUGUUUAUAAGGGGAAGCUGAAUGGGAAAGAGGUAGCCAUAAAAAGACUUUCCAGUACCUCGGCCCAAGGCGUUGAAGAGUUCAAAAAUGAGAUCAUCCUUAUAUCGAGACUCCAACAUCGAAAUCUUGUUAAACUCAUGGGUUACUGCAUUGAAGGAGAAGAAAAGAUAUUGGUAUACGAGUAUUUGUCAAACAAAAGCUUGGACACCUUUCUUUUUGAUUCAAGAAAGAAAGCAGAACUUGACUGGGGCAAACGAUUUCAAAUGAUUCAGGGGAUCGCAAGGGGGCUUCUCUACCUCCAUCGAGAUUCUUGCCUAAGGGUCAUACAUCGAGACUUAAAAGUGAGCAAUAUUCUUUUGGAUGAAAAGAUGAACCCAAAAAUUUCGGAUUUUGGGCUGGCACGAAUGUUUGAGGGCACUCAGGUUUUGGUGAACACCCAGAAAAUUGUUGGAACACUUGGCUAUAUGUCUCCUGAGUAUGCCAUGGGCGGGAUUUUUUCGGAAAGGUCCGAUGUCUAUAGCUUUGGAGUGUUGCUACUGGAGAUCGUUAGCGGCAAAAAGAACACAGCUCUCUAUGACCAGGGCCAACAUCUGAAUCUCCUUUCCCUCGCGUGGCAAUUAUGGAGUGAUGGAAAAGCAUUCGACCUAACAGAUGAAGCAAUUCCUGUUAGCUCUCCAUGGGAGCUAAUAAGAUGCAUCCAUGUUGGGCUUCUCUGUGUUCAGGAUCAUCCCACAAAUAGACCAGACAUGUCGAAUGUGGUUCUGAUGUUAAGUGGUGAGUCAGAUCUUCCUCAGCCGAGACAGCCGAUAUUCACUUUCCAAGCCGAAAUGCCAGAUCGUUCUAUUCCAUCACAGGAAGAAAGCAUCUGGUCUGUUAACACUGUCACUGAUACAUUGGUCGAAGGAAGAUGACUGCUAUUUUUUGUCUUCAUUUUUAUUUUGCUUGCUUUGGAGAUGAUUUUGAUGCUGUUUUCUAAUAUAUUAGUGUUUAUUCAAUUCAAGUAUGGCUUUAGUCCGCCCUGAACAAAAGGGUGAAUGAACUGCUCCACUUU